AUGUUUUCAUCUUUCUUCUUAUUUUUACGCGUUCGAGAACCAGUUGGUAUAGAAGCAAUACUUGAUAGGUAUACAGAAGAAAACUUAACAAGUUUCACUGAAAAAAACGGAAUUAAUAUAAUGUUAUUUGCAAACGAUUAUGAUCAAGUUCAAUUUGCCCUAAACGGUGUUCAGAAAUACAAAUCAGUAAUGAAUUUUGGCAUGGCACCACAAAAAUUGGCAAGUUCAUAUAAAUGCAAACAGUUUCCAUGCAUAGUACCAUUUAUAAAUGGCAGCCUUUCAUUAAUUGAUCGUCCGAGAGCAUUUUCCAUCCCAUUUACACGCUGGUUAUCUCACUUAGAAGAAGGAUUAUUCCAAACAAUACGUAAUUCAGAAGAUCUCCGCUUAUUAUUAGAUUCAACGAAACCAUUACUGUUUUCUAUAGAUUCUCACGAAGUACCAGAAAGUCUACCGGAAAAUGUUCCAAUUUAUUUUGCAAAUUCUUCAACAUUUUUAGAAUUUAACAUCAGUAUUACAAAAGGAUUUUACGGCUAUCAUCCAAUCUACAAGACAUUAGAGCCAAUUUCGAACUUUUCAGAGCUUUUUAAUACAUCAGUUGUUCAUCCAAAGGGAGUACGCAUUACAGAGCGCCAAUUUUUGGCGGGAUACAUUACAAAUUCAAUGAACAAAACAGAUGAUGAAUUCUUUUUAGAAAAUAUCCGAAAUUUGAGUAAUAAUCCGGAAUUUAAAGAUUUCUUCUUCACUUCGCUUCCAAACUCUAAUUGCAGAUUUAUUGUUGAAGCAGGAUCCUUCAACAAAGCUGCUGCUCCAUAUUUCUUUGUUCUAAAUACAAGUGAUCUCGUCGGAUCAAAUCGCAGAUGGAUAAUUAUACAAAAGGAGAACUUAAUGAAUGCUUCUUACGUAGAACAGUUCCUUACAAGGAUUAAAAACGGUCAAGAAAAUUAUUCAUUAGUAUCUCAACCAAUUCCGACCGAAGUUGACGAAUACAUGAAGAAUGUUGUAAGAGCAGUCGGUCUCAAUGUUGAAGAAAUCAUUAUGCAACCAAAAGAUGUCUUAAUUGCAGUUACUGCUACUUGGUGCCAGCAUUGCCAUGAAUUCCUUCCUGUUUUGAACCAAAUUGCAGAUAUCCUCAAAUAUAAAUGCGUUUGCGCUUACAUUGAAGCAGAUCUUAAUGAAUUACCUCCAAUUAUUGAUUCACAUAGUGGUUUUCCAACACUUUACUUCUUUGGAGCUACUGAUAAAGUACCAGUUCUAUUCAGCGGUCAAAGAAACCUCGAUAGAAUUCUCGAAUUCCUCGGAAACCUCUGUUCACCAAAAUUUGAUCCAUAUGAUAUAGAAAUUCCAGAUGCUACUAACUCUCUCUAA
Molecule: messenger RNA, 1365 nt
Organism: Trichomonas vaginalis G3
Lineage: Eukaryota; Parabasalia; Trichomonadida; Trichomonadidae
Product: intramolecular oxidoreductase activity, transposing S-S bonds
Exons: 1
Coding region: 1-1365 (454 amino acids)
Biological process (GO): protein folding; response to endoplasmic reticulum stress
Cellular component (GO): endoplasmic reticulum
Molecular function (GO): protein disulfide isomerase activity
Source: RefSeq, a predicted model, not a curated record